Telopea speciosissima is the source of this 1007-nucleotide messenger RNA. RefSeq lists its product as uncharacterized. The transcript is spliced from 7 exons. Bases 58 to 879 code for a protein of 273 amino acids. The record is from RefSeq and is a predicted model, not a curated record. Lineage: Eukaryota; Viridiplantae; Streptophyta; Magnoliopsida; Proteales; Proteaceae.
UUCCUUGUGAGGACACGGAAGGUGCGCAACGAUAAGUUCAGGGGUUGAGAGAGAGAGAUGAGCCACGGUCAUGGCAGCAUCAGCCACCCAUUGGAAGUGGUGGGAACGGUCAUGGAGGUGGCAGAUGUCACCUGGAGCGCACUUGAGCAUUACCGCCAUCACCGCCAUCACGACGAUCACUCUGCUGCUGACGACCUAAAGUGUCCAUCAUCAGAGAAUGGCGAAUUGGCUUCUCUCUGCUCCGAGAAUGAACGCCUCCGAGGCUUACUUGAACAGAACAUCAGCCUUCUCCAAGAGAUUUCCAAAUCCCCUUCUCUAUUGAAAGAUUGCCCUCCCGAUCUGUACAAACGUCUUGUAGCUACUGUGGAUUCUAAAAAGUUCUUGAGCAAACUUGAGUCACUCCAUCAAGAAUCAUUGGAUGUGGCUAGCAACAAUUUUCCUUUCAAAGAAGUCACAGGUGCUGAUUUGCAAACAGUGGAAGUUCUGGUUAGUCUUGAUCGUGAAGAACCCAGUUGGUGGGUGUGGGUCUCAGAUGAAAAAAUUAGUGAAGAGUUGAGUGGAUUAGAUGAUGAAAAUUACGUGAUUGUUGGUGAGGAACAUGUGGUGGAGGGAGUUGCAAAUUUCAUGGCCAGAUGCAUUCUCUCCAACCCAAAAGCUAAGAAAUUAUCACCAGAGGAACUGCAGAAAACUAUAGCAAAAGCCUUGGGUGGCAUUAACAAAUGGGAGAAGAUGCUAAACGUUUGGCAUGCUGGGAAGAUGUUUUAUGCUUUAUCAACUUGGGGACUUGCUCUGUCUGGGUUGUACAGACAUCGUGCUAUAUUGAAAGCAGCUGCUAAGGGUGUCACAGCAACUAGCAAAAUUGUUCUUAGGGCUCUCUGAGCAUAGGAUGAUUUCUAUCAGCAAUUGUAUGAAAAGAAGUAGAACCUGUAAAUAAAUUAUUGAUAUUUCCUUGUGUUGGGUUUCAUGUACAGGUGAUGUUCCUUGUAAAUGAUGAUGGCUUUUGCAUU